UCCUCGGACGCUACUUUAUGAUCUCGUUGCAGGGAAGGAGGGGGGGGACCGAGGCGGUAUGCCCCGCUUUGCGUUUUUCCUGCUGGUGCAGCACCCAGGCUCUGUUGCUGCUGCGGCGGCGGAUCAGCCAGCUGUUGGCAGGCGCGAGGAUAUGUUCACCGUUUCUCCAAGGGUCUGGAUUGGCUUUGCCUGUCCCGAGAGCGGCUCGGAUGCACCCCGGCAGGGAGCUCCUUGCGCCGAGUGCCUCCUGGCCUGGGUUCUCUCCUGCCGGAGUUUCCUCAUGCCUGUUUGGCUCGGCUGUCCUUCUGGGAAUCACAUCUUUUUUUUUCCGCUUUCUCACUCCUCCCGGGCGGUAUUGCGUUGGUGCUGGUGCUGGUGCUGGUGCUGGCGCCGGGCGAGACGCUGCACCAUCCACCUCCACUGCCGUUGGUCGCUGAGUUGCCUCUCGCUCUUGCCCUCCAGUGCCGUCUGUUCUAUGCACUCCGACCACCAGCGACCGAGCCUGGGGUUACUCGGCUCGCUUGCUCGGCUUUGUCGGGCUCGCCAGCUCGUCUUGCUCGGCGCGGUACUCACGGAUCUCCCUCUCGUCCCUCUCGCCGCCUUCCGCCGGGCUUCUGCACAAUUUGCCGCGGCCGCUCGGAUCUGCAACGUCGUAUACGGAAGAUUUAAUAAUCGUUUCAUUACUCCGAGUCUCUCGAAAUUAAAUCAAUAAGAUCCGCCGCCGCCAUGUCAAGCCCUCUGUCGUCUGUGGCCCUUCCCUCGUCGCCCUCGGCUCGCCCUGUUGCUGCCGAGCUCACCGCAUCUCCGGCCGCACCAGCGGCGGCUCCGGCCUCUCUGCCAACAUCAUCAGCAGCUACACCGUCGUCACCACUGCUACCACCGCCAGCUCCCGUGGCAGUAUCGCUCGAUAAUCCCGCCUUUACUGCAUCGUCCGUGUCGUCUGCAUCCAGCCCCAUGCCUCCGACCGAUCGGUCAACCGGCAUAUCGCCACAGCACCUCGCCCCACCAUCAGCGACCUCCUCGCAGUCCAGGGCC
Messenger RNA from Polychytrium aggregatum, 1035 nucleotides. RefSeq lists its product as uncharacterized. The record is from RefSeq and is a predicted model, not a curated record. NCBI's taxonomy places the organism in Eukaryota, Fungi, Chytridiomycota, Chytridiomycetes, Polychytriales. Bases 59 to 712 code for a protein of 217 amino acids. The transcript has a single exon.